AUGGUUAAACGAAGCAAAUUACUUCAGACUCUCGAUGCCCACCGGGGCCGAGACUACAAUGCCGAGAAACAGAAGAAGAUGAUCAAGGCCGCCAAAAAGCGCAAGUCUACCGUUCAGAACGACGCCGGCGCAGAAGUCACCAAGAAGCUCGAAGAGAAGAAGCAAGUUGCCGAGUCCGAGUCCGAGGACGAGGACGAGGAGGAGAACGACGAACAGGUCGAAGGCGAGACCGACGAGGAUGAGGAAGUUGACGUCGAAGCGGAGGAUAAUGAAGACGAGGACAACGAAGAGGAAGACGACGACGAAGAGGAAGAAGAGGAGGAUAUUCCUCUAUCAGAUCUUGAGGAGGAUGAACGCGAAGAUGUCGUUCCUCAUCAACGUCUUACUAUCAACAACUCCGCUGCGAUCAAGACUUCUCUCAAGCGCAUUUCUUUUAUCAACCAGAACACUCCAUUCUCCGAGCACAAUUCCUUAGUGUCCAAGGAGCCAAUUGAGGUGGAAGACGCCAAUGACGAUCUCAACCGUGAGCUCGCAUUCUACAAGGUGUGCCAGGCUGCCGCCAUCGAGGCUCGCGGUUUGUUGAAAAAGGAGGGCGUUGCCUUCACUCGUCCCGGCGAUUACUUUGCCGAGAUGGUGAAGAACGAUGAGCACAUGGACAAAAUUAAGAAGAAGCUUUACGAGGAAGCCGCUGGCAAGAAGGCUGCUGCCGAGGCUCGUCGUCAACGUGAUCUUAAGAAGUUCGGCAAGCAGGUGCAGGUCGCCAAAUUGCAGCAGCGCGCAAAGGAGAAGCGUGAUACUUUGGAGAAGAUCAAUACCCUGAAGAAGAAGCGCAAGGCCGACACAUCUGCCCCCACUGAUGAUGCCAAUGACCUUUUCGAUGUCGCAAUUGAGGAGACCGGCAAGCCUGAGAAGCGCAACCGCGAGGGCGGUCCCAAUGCCAAACGUCAGAGACGGGAUCAAAAGUUCGGCUUCGGUGGUAAGAAGCGCUUCUCAAAGAGUGGCGAUGCUGCCUCCACUGGCGACAUGCGCGGAUUUUCCCAAAAGAAGAUGAAGGCCGGCGCUUCCAAGCGGCCUGGCAAGAGCAAGCGCGCUGCCGCUAAGGGUCGGUCAUAG
Messenger RNA from Penicillium diatomitis, 1113 nucleotides. RefSeq names its product EBP2 family rRNA-processing protein. Gene Ontology annotation, cellular component: nuclear periphery; nucleolus; preribosome, large subunit precursor. The record is from RefSeq and is a predicted model, not a curated record. The transcript has 2 exons. Gene Ontology annotation, biological process: rRNA processing; ribosomal large subunit biogenesis. The coding region runs from base 1 to 1113 and encodes 370 amino acids. Lineage: Eukaryota; Fungi; Ascomycota; Eurotiomycetes; Eurotiales; Aspergillaceae.